Messenger RNA from Pocillopora meandrina, 9611 nucleotides. The record is from the annotation of a GenBank genome assembly. Lineage: Eukaryota; Metazoa; Cnidaria; Anthozoa; Scleractinia; Pocilloporidae.
GCUGAUUUACUGCGGCAGAUCUUUUCUCUCUUCGCUGAAUUAGCUGAAACCGUAGUGAAACGUGAAUGAAAGGACUAACAUGGCGAAAGAACACCGUACAUUCAAAGAGGAGUGCUCUUUCAUUGAGCGCUUAAACAAAAACUCGUUUCUUAUUAAGAAAGGCUUUGUCCCAAACAUGAAGGUAAGUGAACGCGCGCCAAACAUCGGAUCGGAAGCCCAACUCCAGCUGAGUAGCGUGCGCAUCAAAAUACACGUCCUACGAUGUAAUACGUGAGGAUGGUUAUAUUAUGCCAUGUAAUCUAAAAUAAAUCCCCAUACACCUGCCAUAUCCGUCAAAGUAAUUUGAAAUAAGUUUUGUCACGACGAAAAUUGGUUCAACUAGAUUUUGUUCACCCCCCCCCCCUUACACACCUUUUCAGCUCACGUUAUGAUCAAAUCCCAGCCCCCUGCCCCCCUCCACGUCUCUUAUGUCAGGACUUUUUCCUCUUUUUUUGUUUUUUUUUGUUUCAAUCAGUCAAUUCACGAACUGCAGUCAAACCUGUCUUAGGUGGCACCGUAUUUAAGCACUCGCGCUGUAUUGGACGCCUUAUUCCCGUGGGUGACGACUUAAUACAGGGUUGACCAAAUUGUAUCCAUUAUCCAUCUCCAUUUCCCCAAGUUGCAGACUGUGGCGUUUUUCUGUAAAUUGUUGCAAGAAUGUUCCAGUCAAUUAGUACCAUGGACAAAUUUUUACACACUCUUUCAGAUCAAGACUUGAGCUGUGCAUUGCAGCUAUUCGACUCCGAAGUUCAAACUAUUCUUUUCUUUUUCUUUUUCUUUAAAGGUUGAAGGUAUCUUCUACAUAAAUGAGUUGCUGGAAAAGCUAAUGUUUGAUGAGCUGAAGAACUGGGCUGGAACUCAAGGUACAGUACUCUGAACAUUUGGAAUAUAAUACUGUUGUAUUUGCUGCAUUUGUCUUAUUCCUUUUAUACAGUUAAAUUAAAUUGCUCUCCAGGUAUUGGUGGUUUCCUUCCUGGUGUAAAGCAGAUUGCAAAUGUUGCAGCUUUGCCUGGAAUUGUUGGUGUAAGAAUGAUCAUAACUUUUUCUUGUUGAAAUUAUAACUUAGUGUAAUUGAAACUUGUUCAACCCUGGGCCCAGUGGUUGGAAGGAUGAUAAGUGCUAACCCGGAGUUAAAAUUAAUUUUAAUCAGGGUGUGUUCAAUCCUUUGUUUAAAAGCCUUUUUAGUAUAUGUAAUCACAUGAGGCCAAGUACUAUCGAGGGCAAUUUGGAAAAUUUUGAAAACUCAAGUGCAAUUAAUCCUUAAUAGUACGAGGUCUCAUGGGAUUACUUGUUUAUCAAUAAAGGGCAAAAUUUAUACGAAGGAAAAUCACGCGCGCAGUCUAUUUUUAUCUGGGAAGCCUGUUUAGUGCUACGGCAAAUCAUCAAUCAAAUUGAACUGACCAAUCGAUUCAAUGAAAUUUUAUUCUCCAAAACUGUGUCGUGAUACACUGCCAAAAGUCUAGAAAACAAAGCUCAUUUCAACAGAGCGUUUCUGCCAACAGAAAAACAACAAAGUGCUUUUAACUGAACAAGGUAAUCGUGCCCUCUCUUGAUUACUAAAAAUGCCCUCGAUUAAGAAAAAAUGCCCUCUCUCUCAACCAAUCAGCGCUCAGUAAUUUUGCCCUUUAUUGAUAAAAAUAAUAAGCUAUAAUUUCUUUAGAGCAUCCAAUCAUCAAAUUGCAGACUAAAAGAAUUGUACAUACUGAAUUUUAUUUGAAAGCUUUCAGAUAUGAAAUUAGAUUUCACACUGACUGUUAGUUAUCUAAACUCAGCUUUUAACAAACUGACCCUGUACUCGUGGGAAGCAGAGAAAGUAUAAAGGGGAGAUGACAGAAGAGUUUCUUGUUAUACAGUUUGUGUUUCAUAGUAUUUUCACAUAAAGAUUUCACUUAAAGUGAUGCCAAAUAGAGCAUCCAGUUAUCCAGUCACAUCCAGUUAUCCAGUCACAUCCAGUUAUCCAGUCACAUCCAGUUAUCCCAUUAUUUCAGAAUUUUGGUUUGUUGAACUUUCUCUGUGGUAAAAUUUUAUUUCCUUCUCAAUACUUUUAAAUUCUGAAAUUAUAUGAGUCGAAUACCAGUAUCCUAAUAUCCUACUCAGGGAAAAUGCACAUAUUUUUUCCAGGCUAAAGAAGUCCUGAAAAAAGUACUUUCAGAAACAAUAUCAUUCAUCUUUAGAUGGAUUUGUCAUCUCUGAAAGAACUUGUCAUCUCGUCAAUAGGACUAUAUGAAUGACAAUAUACCCCCAGGCAGAGCUUUUUUUAUCAUCUUUUUUUUUUUUUAAGGAAAAAUCUGUAAUUUUGACAACAUGCCAAAGCAAUACCACCAAACAACAGUAAUAAAAAAAAGGCUAUGUAUCUCAGUUUCUAUUCUGAAAUGUUUACUCAUAUUUUUUACUUGGCCCUCAGAGAUCAGUUGGACUACCAGAUGUUCAUUCUGGCUAUGGGUUUGCUAUUGGUAAGUUACAACUCACACAUCUGUAAUAAAUAAAAUGCAAUGUCCAAUUGAUUGUAAAAUAAAACUCGGGUUUAAAAUUGGAUUUUAUUUUUUAAUAUAGGCUAAUUGCUCAGUGGUUGUUCUAGAAAAGUAACAGUAUGCUUCAACCAUUCAGAGGCAAUACUGAAAGCAAUCAAAAUUAAGUCAUUCUUGCUCUCUCAUUCUUAAAGUUGGUUGCAUGUUCAUAGUUCAUAGUCUCAUCUUUGUUCUUAUUUGCUACGGUAAUUACCCUUGAUUGGAAGGGAUUUUGCAAUUCUCUGACAAAGUAGUUAAAAACUGAUUUAAAAAUUAUAAAUACAAUUCCUUGAGAUGGAGUAAUCUUUCUUUUUAUCAACAGAAUUCUAAGUCAUAACAUUUAUGUGACUCUUAUGAGACAAGGUGCCAAAAGUGAAGGGGUGCUUGUCUCUCACAAAAGAAGUAAUUUGGAAACUCACCUUUGAGUAGGACUCUAUUUCUUUUUUUUCUUUUUUUUCUCUUUUUGUAGGGAAUAUGGCAGCCUUUGACAUGUCUCUUCUGGAAGCAGUUGUUUCUCCUGGUAAAGUUAAAAAAAAGUCUACUUCAUAAAUGAAUUGAUGAACAGAUUUAUUAAUGAUUGAUCAAAAUUAUAAGCUAGUGUAGCAAGACCAAAGUAGCAAUGAAAUACCUUAUAUGCUAUUCUUUGAGUUUGUUCUGAAUUGGUCAUUUUAAAUUAACUAGUUAUGCAAGAUGGUGAUGACAAACACAAGCCAUUUCUUUGCGUCGCUUUCAAUUGGCCAUAUAACAUGCAUAUUAUUUAAAAAUUGUUCAAGUCCUUGUGGCACUGAUCACAAAAUUUUUGACAACUUGUUGUUCUUGAAAUGUAUUUUUUCAUUGUAUGAUUACUUUAAAAGAAGUCUCCCAUCUAAAUCUGAUUUUAAAGAAGUUCUUAUUGUUUAUAAUCAUGAGAAGUACUCAUACAAAAGAUCAUCUGUGUUAGGUGGUGUUGGUUUUGAUAUCAACUGUGGAGUGCGACUACUGAGGACAAACCUUGAUGAGAAGGAUGUCAAACCUGUUAAAGAACAAUUAGCACAGGUACAGGGUAAAGUAAAUCAUGGUUAAAUUUCCUCUUCUUCCUUUUGACUGUCAUUUACCCCAUUUACCCCCUUGGUACAAAUUUCUUUCUCUCCCCACUCCUCCUCUGCUACAAGUAUCUAAGAUAUAAUUUUCACCUAGAGGAUACUGAGCACUCAAUGAGCACAGAGGACUUCAGUUAUCUGAAACAUUUGCAAACCAGCAAAACAUUUAAGAGAACUGUUUUAUUUUUUGUUUUAGUUUGUUUUGGUUUGUUUUGGUUUUUUGUUUGUUGUUUUGUUUGUUUGUUUGUUUUCAUGUUUCUUGUUAGUUAUGCUAACAUUUCCUAAUUUCCAUAAUAUAUAUAUUUUUUUUUUCCUUCUCAUUUCAGUCACUUUUUGAUCAUAUUCCUGUUGGUGUUGGCUCUAAAGGUGUUAUUCCCAUGGGUGCAAAGUAAGCUGAGUUUUUCAUCUCUUGUACAACUUGUCAGUCAAAGCUGUUUAUUCUGACUUCAGUUACAAGCUUAACCCUUUCACUCUCAAGAUUUCAUUGGUAAUUUUCCUUACUUUCUGUCAUACUAUCCCUAUGAUGAUAGUUUGGAGAAUUUGAUAUUGGAUCAACUGAUACCAGUGAUUCCCAACUUGAUAUUUUUCUUUAUCCUUAUUACUUGUCUGCUUGAUAGUAAAUUGAGAUUGUAAGAAGAAAUUCUGUCGUGGUCAUAACACUGUAUUGGGUCCAUUACUUUUUUUCUGUAGUCAUUUUAAUAUUUCUAAUCAUUUUCUCCAACAGAGAUCUCGAGGAAGCUCUCUCAAUGGGGAUGGAUUGGUCCUUAAGAGAAGGUUGGCCAUUUUCUUAAAUUUUCUUUUAGGUUGUAUUUUUAAGGGGGUGUCUUAUGAAAGCCAUGCAGUUUAUAGAAGGUGUGAGGAUGUUUUUAAUUCAUUUUCGAGUUGAUUUGGGUGAUGGUAAGUUAGGAAAUUCCAAAUAAGGGUGCUUAAUGGGUAGUUUUUAUCGGAAAGAGGCAAGUGAGAAGUGGACAACAGAGAAAGGGUCACUGGGAAAUUUAGAUAUACAUUGUACACGUGCCAUCUCAAAGAAGUAUUUUAAAAGAAUUUAAAAUUACGUUACCUGGUAUUAAGGUGAACAAAAUUGGAAGUUGAAAAUCGUGACGGUCAUAUUUAAGGUGUCACUGGUGUUCAUCUGAAGGCUUCUUAGUUAUAUGAAAUUUUGUCUUCUCAUUACAGGUUAUGCUUGGGCUGAGGAUAAGGAGCAUUGUGAAGAGUACGGACGAAUGCUGCAGGCUGACCCUGGAAAAGUUAGUGCACGAGCAAAGAAACGAGGCUUGCCGCAGGUAAAUACAGAAGCACAGAAGUUUCAUUUGUAGCUCUUACUGAAUAAAAUAAGCAGGAGCGUUCGAUACGAGCGUUGACUGCGCGACGAGGGUAGCGCAAUUGAUGACUGAUUCUUUGCAGCCUGUUGUGAAGGCGCUCUUUUAUCGAAAGUCCUCUGUAAUCAAAGGGAACGCUAUUACAACGAGCAAGUAGAACAAAGUCAAAUAUGGCAAGGAACCAGUGGGAUCUUAUUACGAAAUUGAGCAAACUCUACAGAGCUAGGGAGGGGGAGGGAGGGAGGGAGGCUACAUAUAGUACCAUGUCGCGACUGAUUUUAGAAUAAGUUGCGUCUGCAGGGCGUGAAUUUAACUUUUUUUUCUGAUAGCCACUUGGCUCCUAAAUUCUUCAAAGUGGUAGCCAAUUCAAAAAAAGUUGGUCGCCAUUUUCAAAGACAAACAAAAUCUUUCUUUACGCUGUCAGCGUUCUAGAUAGACUCUCCAAAAUUAAGUUCGGGAAAAGAUCUUUAACGUGCUACAAAGUGGACAUUAGGAUGGAUGAUAUACAACGUUCAGGCUCAUCUAAAUCCAAGAUGGCGUCUAGUUAUCGAUCGAGAUGCAUGUGCUACGUUUUGGAAACAAACUUAACGAGGAAGUUGGCCGCGGAUUUAUCUUUGCAAAUCUUUUUAAUUCACUGUUCAGGUUAUGAUGAAACGUUCUAGUCGCCAAUUUGGCGACUAACUUUCAGGAUUUGGUCGCCAAAGUGAAAAAUUUAGUCGCAUUGGCGCCUGUAUUAGGCGCAAUUCCACGCCCUGGUCUGAUCUUGCGAGAAAGUGGCACGAGUUUCCAUCCAUGACUGUACAGUGUUAGUAGCCAGUGGCGUCCAGAUCACUUUCGCCUUUCGACCAAAAUUGUUCUCAAACGUACAGAUUACUUCAAGCUCUAAGUAGGCUUUUACUUAACGGUUAAGUAAAAUGGUAAGUUUUUAGGAAAUUUGCGGUGCUGUAUCGUUAGGGGGUAUAGCAGGAUAAGAUGAUUUAUGAACUGAAUUGAUGUGUAAAUUAGCCACCGUUAAGAGUUCCUAAAGCUGACGUUUCGAACGUUAACCCUUUGUCAGCAUUAGAAACCCUAAAGGAUAACUGUUAUGGCUUAUCUUCUCCACUGAUUAGCUUGGCACUCUUGGAGCGGGGAAUCACUAUGCGGAAAUCCAGGUUGUGGAUGAAAUUUACGACAAUUAUGCUGCAAAGAAGAUGGGAGUUGAUCAUCUUGGACAGGUAGAAAAAAGGGCACUUACGUCUUAACCCUUUAACUCCCAGAUCAAAUUUGUAAUUCUCCAUACUGUCAACCAUACAAUUGUUAUGAUGUUAGUUCAGAGAAUUAUGUAUUGGAUCAACUAAUUAUCCGCAAAUUAAUAUUUUUCUUUAUUCUUUUCUGGUUGAUAUUGUGUUGAUAUUGUAAGUAGAAAUUAAGUCUUGGUCACUCAUGGGAUCUCUGACUUGCAAGGAGUGAGGCAUGUGAGCAAUUGAAGAUCUUUUAGGAAAGCUGCUUGAUAUUUCUCUUGAGCUUGUAGGAAAGAUCUUUUCUUAGUCUCUCUCGUUACAUUUCAAACCUCAUAAUAAUUAUCUCUCAGUUCUUGUGUUUAUCAAUUGUUACUCGUUUAGUUACCAACUACCACGACUACCAACUCGAACAGCUUCAACUGGGUCUCACUUAGAACUCUUUAGUUUAGGGUUAGUUUGGUUGCUAAUGAUCUUGUCAAUAACUGUAUAAUUUAUGUUUAAAAGGUUUGUGUGAUGAUCCACAGUGGCAGUAGAGGACUUGGACAUCAAGUGGCCACUGGUAAAUGGUUUAUAUACCGUUCCUCUCUUUACGAUAGAUAAAUGAAUGUAUUAUCGACUUAACUUAUGUCUCCACAGAAGGCAAGACUUGAUUAUUUUCCAGGUGAUCGCUGUCACCCGAGUCAUGCAUUCUUGAUUUCUUCGUUUUACAGAUGCACUGGUAGAAAUGGAGAAAGCCAUGAAAAGGGACAAGAUUGAAGUCAAUGACAGACAGGUUUGCUAACAGUGUAGUGCAUUUAAGUCUGUGCAUUAAGUUUGUAUUUUGUCAAGUACUCCACGACAAUUGCACUUGUCAUGGCCGUCUACAUUGACAAAGAAACUUGUAAUGACAUCUCUUAAAUGGAACUUGCUAAAGUAGAAUUUCCCUUAAGCUUUGUUUGCAGUUUCUCCAACAAGUAUUUUUAUCCAGGCAUCUAAUUUAGUAGAGUAGGGAUAACGAGCCUUGAUUAAUUUACCACAUAUACAGAAAUGAUAUCUCUAUACGUCAUUACAUGAGCAAUUGGUCCCAGUGCAAUUAUAGUGGGAUGGUUUUGGGGAAGUUUCGCCGUGAUAGGUGUAAUAUAAAUUGACUUUGUCUCUUUUUUCCGUUAUUGGUAUCUGUUGAGUCGAUUUUCACAUUGCGAUCAAUGGUCAGCUGAACGAACGGCCCUGUAAAGGCACGUGGAGAAAUAGUGCGUUUUAAACACAAGUGUUGACAACCAUAUAAUUGGUUCCUUUACAGCUUGCUUGUGCCAGAGUUAACUCACAAGAAGGUCAAGAUUACCUCAAAGGCAUGGCUGCAGCAGCGAAUUACGCUUGGGUGAACCGUUCAACGAUGACAUUUUUGACAAGACAAGCUUUCGGAAAAAUUUUCGAGAGUACCCCGGACGACUUAGACAUGCAAGUGAUCUAUGACGUGUCACACAACAUUGCAAAGAUCGAGGAACAUGUAUUCUUUAUUGUUAUUACAACAAUAUCUUCAGUUCUUUGGAUUAUAUAUAUAUAUAUAUAUAUAUAUAUAUAUAUAUAUAUAUAUAUAUAUAGAUCCACGAAACAGGCUUGUCGGGAAAAUGUAGUUGUGUCCUUUUUUCCUCUUAAAAUAUUUAUUCCGCUCUGCUUCAACGUAUUGAGCACUGUUCCACGCGAAAAUCGACUUGCAGACUCCCUAUACAUAUAUAUAUAUAUAUAUAUAUAUAUACACAAUUAUUUUAACUUUUGAAAUUACUUACUUACUUACCUUAGCUAGUAGAUUAGAUAUUGGACGGUGUACAGAAGACUCUCUUAGUACACAGGAAAGGAUCAACCCGUGCAUUUCCUCCUCAUCAUCCGCUUAUCCCAGUGGAUUAUCAGGUCGGCUAUUCACUGUUUACUACUCCUUUCGAUCGCAAGGUUUAAGGUUUAUUUUAUUUUACUUUUUUAAGUUAGAAAUCGUUGUUUGAGUGCUUACAGUCGUUCGCUCCGAGGUUAUUUUACUGGUCCAACACUUUUCGUGUUGGACUAUUUCUUUCCCAGUUUUAAUCGCAUUCUUCGUCACGUUCAUUCUCCCUUCCCUCCGUUUCCCUUCAAUCGCUCGAUGAUUGGAACCCGCAGAGCACCAUACUUCCUUUUGAGGGCAAGCACCUUUCUUGUUUUACUUUUACCUUCUUUUGUCUUCGGCUUCAUUUAUUCGCUUCUUCCUUGGCUCAAGUGCGCAAGCGGCUCAACAGGCAGCGGUUUGUUUCACGACUCAAAUCAAUGAAAAUUUUCUUUGCUCUUGCUGAGUUACAUGUACUCAUCGUCUUGUCCAUUAUUUUAUCAGUUGACUGGUCAACCUGUACUGAUUGGAGGAACCAUGGGCACGUGUAGGUAAGGUAAAGUGUAGGUGUAGGUAGGUAGUGUAGGUGUAGGUAAGUUAAAAAGUAUUCUCGGGGAAGUAACGUUCAAAGGUAUUGUUAUUAUUGUAGGUGUUUGGUAUUAUUGUUGGCGUUUUCGAUCCCUAUACAUAUAGCCCUAUGAAAAACACUUUUUCACGAGGGACGAAACUAUUGGUUAUCCUGGGCAGACAUGGAGACCCAAAUUGUUCCAUGUUUUGUUUCGUUUUCAGUUACGUUUUGACAGGAACGGAAAAGGGAAUGAACCAGACGUUUGGUACCACGUGUCAUGGAGCGGUAAGUUCAUAUAUUAUAUGCAAUAUUUUUUCUUGAUUUGAAAGCAUGAUGACAAAAAAAAUGCAAAAUGACCACAGCAUUUCCUGGUUUCAAACCUUGGGUUGGAUAAGGUUUGAAACGUGUAGGCAAAUAUGUUUGUUUGUUAUGAUUUUUUCUUUCCCAUUUUCCCAGAAAGUGUUUUGAAAUGUAUAUUUAUAUAUAUAUAUACUAUCUAUCUAUCCAUUUUUCUUCAGGGAAGAGCAUUAUCAAGAUCAAAGUCACGGUAUGUGUUAGUAGUACUAAGAAUAAAGUCAUCAGCUGGUCCAUCUUGACCUAGUCAUAAACAUAGUUCCAUUCAUGCAGUUUUAAUUUUCCUUUCCAUUCUCUUUCAGCCGAAAUAUUGACUAUCAAGAAGUUCUCGAUAGUCUUAAAUCCAAAGGAAUCUCAAUAAGAGUGGCUUCCCCAAAACUGGUUAUGGAAGAGGUAACGAAUCAGUAAAUGGCCGCCUUUUUUUAAAAUUCAUUUUCAUGCUGUAGCUUCCAUGGCAUUGCAUCAAAAGCUGUUGAAAUCUUAAAAAAAGAAAAUGUGCGUUAAUUCCGUGCAUUUUUGUUCACCUUUUUAACAGGCUCCUGAGUCUUAUAAAAACGUCACUGAUGUCGUUAACACUUGUAAGUAUAAGCGUCUCUUGUUGUUCGAUGUUACUUGCUUUUUGAGCCACUGUUGCAGAAUUGUGUUGUGUUGUCAACGGUUUAAAAAGAAAACAAUCCCUCAAGAUACAUUUUAA